UUUAAAUUCCUAACGGUUAUCACCAACAGAAGGCGAGGGUGUUUCAAAUGCACAUUAACUUACUCGACCUCCCUGAAGUUGCAUGCUUUUACUGAAGACUUGAAAUCUGCCAGUUUCAUCUGUUAUUUUGAGGAUGAGCUCUGUUGAUGUGAAUGAUGAGAACCGUGGGGUCUGCCCUGGAGGAAAGCACAACACCUCAAUUAACGAUAUUUUUGCCCUGGAUCAGCCAACUGGAAGGCCCUCCAUCCUGCGUCAGACAGAGAACUUGCCCAGCAAGACUGUGCCAAAAGGGGCGAAGGUUUGUUUUCAGACUCCAAGAAGAGACCCCGUGACUAAAAGAAUCCUGUCUCCCUCAAAGUCUUUCAAGAUGACAAGUAUGGACGAAUGUACAAAAGCAAUGGAGUGCUUAAAUUUGGAUAAAACAAACACUUUGCCACAAGAUACCCUUGAGAAAUCUGAUGGGCCCAAACAAGAACUGUCAUCCUAUCCUGAUGACGAAAUGCCAAUACAAAGCAAAGGCUACCAGUUGGAUUUUGACAACCUUGACGCUAUUAAUCCAUUUCAGGGAUCUAAUAAGAUGGUUCUCUCUCCACCAAGGUCUGCUGUUGAAAACCCUACCACAGAUCAAAAUGAGUCUCAAAAUGGAAAACAAGAGAAUAUCUUGGAAGAGCCCACCAAAGUAGAAUCAGCACUCGAUGAGACACUUCCCUUCACCCCCUCCGUGGAAAACUCACUGGCUGACAUCUCUGCCGACAUCAGCUCCACAGAGAGCAGUGUGGUCACAGUGGUGAAGGUGCCCGCAGUCGAGGAACUGGAUUCAUGCACUGCCACACCUGAUGAGAAACAACCAGCUAAAAUGUCCUCAAGUGUUGAUCAAGACAAAGCUUCAGGCAGUUUUGUGGAAGAAACUCCACUGCCACCUAAAAGUUCCUAUAACUUUGAUUUUGACAACAUUGAUGCAAUUAAUCCUUUCCAAACCGGUGGGUCUAAAAUCCAGAAUUCCCCUGUCCUCGGGAGAAAGGUACCGGAUGAUAACCCACCUACUGAGAAGACGCAGAUUAAGGAAAAUAAAUCUGCAGAUAUUGUUGACGUACCUCAGGUGGCCCAAGAGACACCUGUUCAGCCUGAGGUGAAACCCAAAGAUGCAGUGGCCCUGAUUUCCUCUGAUGCUAACCCUCCAGCAGCUGAAUCCAUGCCCCAGCCAGCUGCUUCCCCAAACAAGGAAGGUCCAAUCAAACUCGAGUUCAAUUUUGAUGAUGGGAAUGAGGUUAAACGGAAACCACCACCUAAGAAAUUUGGCAAAAGGCCACCUUCAAAAUCCAAAGAGGGAAAGCCAGCAUCUGACAUCAAAACACAGAAAGAAAUUCCAGAGAAGCCUGUUGCUAGCGAUGUUGCUAACGUUAUGGCUCCCAAAGGGUCUUACUCAUUUGACAUUGAAAAGUUUGAUGACGUAAACGUCAAUCCCUUCGGCACAAAGUCAGUCAUAAACAACUCUCCGAAAUCCAGCAAGAAAUCUGGCCCUGUGCCCAUGGAAACUGCUACUCUAAAGCAAACGGAUACGCCUGUGGAGAAGGAAGCUACAUCAUGUGCUGAGGAGAGCAUGCCAAUUGCUGAAUCCAACACUGGAACUAAUGCUGAACACAAGGCUGCGCCUGACCAUGACAAGGGAUUUCAACCUGAACCUGUACAACCUGUGCAGAGUCUUCCUGAACCUGAGCAGACGUCUCAGCCUGGUCUGUCAGAAUUCAAUGAGGAGUUUGUUCCUGGAACUAUGUUCAUGGCCAAUGACUUUGACGGACAAAUCGACUACCUUGAACAGUUUGGGUCCUGCAAUUUCAAGGAGUCAGCACUGAGGAAGCAAUCCCUGUACCUUAAAUUUGACCCCCUUCUGAGAGAGAGCCCGAAGAAAUCCGCAGGCCCAGCUGUUCAGAACCUCGUCGCUCGUCCUGCUUCCCUUCUUUCACAACCUGAACCUCCAAAGAUGGCAGAAAAAGAGAAGACAAAAGGGCCUCAAAAUGAUUUCAAACUGUUUGAUGUUGCUACAGAAUCAACUCCUCAAAUACUUGAGAGCCUCGUUCCACCUUUCCCCCAGCCAGUAAACACAGAGGACGCCAUCAUUGAGGUGCUGAAGUACAGUCAGAAAGACAUGGAUGCAGCCAUUGCCAGGGUCCAGGCAGAAGCAAAGGUGAAAGAGGAUCAGUGGUGUGCAAAGUAUAACAAGUUACUUGGCGAUGGUCAAGAAAUGAGGAAAAUAAUUGCAGAAUUUGAGCUUGUUAUUGCUAAAAUGACAGAUGAUCAAGAGAAGGAGAGGGAGGUGGCUCAGACGAAGCUCAAGGAGGCUCUGCUGGAGAAGGAGCAAGUGUCCAGUGACCUGAACACCAUGGAGAGAUCUUUCUCUGAUCUUUUCAAAAGACUGGAGAAGUACAAGGAUGUGGUUGAGGGUUACAAAAAGAAUGAAGAGACUCUUAAAGGUUGUGCUCAGGACUACCUGGCAAGGAUCAAAAAGGAGGAGCAGCGCUACCAGACCCUCAAAGCCCACGCUGAGGAGAAAAUUGGCCAUGCGAACGAGGAAAUUGCUUCGGUGCGGUCAGGGUACAAGGCCGAGGUAUCUGCACUUCAAGCCCAGCUGCGCCGGGAGCAGCUGAAGGUGCAGUCACUGGAGAAGAGCCUGGACCAGAAGGAGAAAGAGGCUGAAGAGCUCACCAAACUUUGUGACGAACUCAUCACCAAAGUCCAGAAGGGUUGAGCUCAGUUGUAAAUACUGUUUUUGAUUUUCUUUAAUUGUUGGUGUCCAGAUUUUUUUGUGUGUAGUAUGUUGCGUUUGUCUUUUAUAAAUGUUCUUAUAAUACUGUAAAAAGGUUAAUAAAGAUAAUUUACUAGUUGUAGUGAA
Messenger RNA from Thunnus maccoyii (southern bluefin tuna), 2890 nucleotides. RefSeq names its product transforming, acidic coiled-coil containing protein 3 (gene tacc3). Gene Ontology annotation, biological process: cerebral cortex development; mitotic spindle organization; cell population proliferation. The coding region runs from base 134 to 2746 and encodes 870 amino acids. Gene Ontology annotation, cellular component: cytoplasm. Lineage: Eukaryota; Metazoa; Chordata; Actinopteri; Scombriformes; Scombridae. The transcript has 17 exons. The record is from RefSeq and is a predicted model, not a curated record.